Oppia nitens is the source of this 1221-nucleotide messenger RNA. RefSeq names its product solute carrier family 35 member G1-like. The record is from RefSeq and is a predicted model, not a curated record. Bases 1 to 1221 code for a protein of 406 amino acids. Gene Ontology annotation, cellular component: endoplasmic reticulum membrane; plasma membrane. Lineage: Eukaryota; Metazoa; Arthropoda; Arachnida; Sarcoptiformes; Oppiidae. The transcript is spliced from 4 exons. Gene Ontology annotation, biological process: calcium ion export across plasma membrane; regulation of cytosolic calcium ion concentration.
AUGAAAAUAGUGACAAACAUAUUAGUGGAUGACAUAACUAAGUCAAACACAAAAACAACAACAGAUAAUAAUAAUAAUAUAUCAAUACAAGUGGACAAUGGGCUCAUACCUACUACACAACCAUCAUCAUCGACGACACCCGGACAUAACAAAUCGCCAGUCAAUGGUAUGGUCGCCAAACUGGUGGCACUGCCCGAACACAUACCGGCGUUUGGAUUGUUUAGCGCAUUGUUUGGUGUUACAAUGUUUUCGUUGGCCUCACUUAUUGUCAAACUAUUGACUGAAUUACAUUCAAUUGAGAUACUAGUGUUCAGAUGUGUCAUACAAUUUGUACCGUAUUUCAUACUAACAGUCCAUAAAAAACAUCCAUUUUUCGGUAUCGUCGGUCAUCGUCUAGAUCUAGGUCUACGGUGUCUAUCGGGUACGAUAUCGAUGAUAACACUUUAUAUGGCCUAUCGGUUGAUGCCACUAACCGAUGCCUCUACUAUCUAUCUGUCGUCACCAUUGUUUGUAACAAUAUUUGCCUAUAUAUUACUAAAAGAAAAGGUAACUAUAGUACAGGCCCUGACCGGUAUCUUAACCAUUGUCGGUGUGUUUAUCAUAUCGAAACCGGUGUUCCUGUUUGGUGAGACUAAUGAUGAUAGCAAUGCAGUUGAUAUAUACCCAAACCGUAUGACUGGUAUCAUACUGUCCAUAACUGGUGCCGUCACAAGUGGCUACUCGUUGAUAAACUUGCGUAAACUACGGUCAACACCAGUACCCGUAAUAGUCAUGUGGUAUUCAAUGGUAACAGUGGUUAUCGGUAGCGUACUCUUACCGUUUAUCGAUCGUUGGAUUCUACCCUAUGGUUUGACCACUUGGCUACUACUAUUGGCCAUCGGUAUUGCCGGUGUAUUCAACCAACUGUUCCUAACGUUGGCACUCAAGUACGAGUCGGCCGGUCCUAUAUCAGUGACCAGAAGUUUCAAUAUUGUACUGUCAUUUAUAUGGGAAGUUACCAUAUUUUACGAACCGGUCGAAUGGACAUCAAUAGCUGGAGCCGGCCUUAUAAGCUCCUGUGUUGUCAUUAUUGCACUGAAUAAGUGUUAUCAGGAAAAUCCUGAAAAGUUUCAGAAAUUUUAUGGCCGACUGUUGUUGUGUUGUAAACCUCAGUAUAGAUCAGAGUCCGACUCAAUAGUGGACACAAUAAGUGAAUCAAUUGAUAAACAAACUAAUAAUUAA